This is a messenger RNA of Ictalurus punctatus (channel catfish), 1524 nucleotides long. It is a transcript of the gene dhfr, whose product is annotated as dihydrofolate reductase. Lineage: Eukaryota; Metazoa; Chordata; Actinopteri; Siluriformes; Ictaluridae. Gene Ontology annotation, cellular component: mitochondrion. Bases 139 to 711 code for a protein of 190 amino acids. The record is from RefSeq and is a predicted model, not a curated record. The transcript has 6 exons. Gene Ontology annotation, biological process: tetrahydrofolate biosynthetic process; glycine biosynthetic process; dihydrofolate metabolic process. Gene Ontology annotation, molecular function: dihydrofolate reductase activity; NADP binding.
GACAUCAUUUCCGUUUGGUGUAAACUGUGGCGGGAAUUUAUGGCCGCGUGACCUUGCUUAGUUCACUCAGGUAAUUUACCCGUUAAUCCGGUGAUCCAGUACGUCAACCGCGUCAAUUCAAAGAACAACCCGUUAGUCAUGGGUCGCGUGCUGAACUGCAUCGUUGCGGUUUGUCCGGACAUGGGCAUCGGGAGAAACGGAAAUCUGCCCUGGCACCCGAUAAGACUGAGUAAAGAGUUCAAGCACUUUCAGAAGAUGACCAUGACUCCUACUGUAGAAGGUAAAAAGAACGUGGUCAUCAUGGGCAGGAAGACAUGGUUCUCGAUACCGGCACAGAACCGGCCUCUCAAGAACAGAAUCAACGUAGUCCUGAGCCGAGAACUCAAGACUGCUCCUGAGGGAGCACACUACCUAGCAGCUGACUUUAGCUCUGCGCUCCGUAUUCUGGAGAAUGCAGAGCUUGAGGCUCAAGCUGAUCAAGUGUGGAUCAUUGGUGGGAGCUCGCUGUACAAGGAGGUGAUGGAGAGCUCGGCACACCAGCGUCUUUUUGUAACAAGGAUCCUGAAGCAGUUUGACUGCGACACGUUCAUUCCUAACAUCGAUCUAGACAAGUUCAGGCUCCUCCCCGAGUUCCCUGGAGUGCCGGCGGGGUUGCAGGAGGAAAAUGGGCUGCAGUAUGUAUUUGAAGUGUAUGAGAGUGUGGAACAGUGAUGACUGGUGCUGAAAGACCUUACACACACACGCCUGCUUAUUUACUGAGAUCAGUGUGUGUGAGGCGACAGCAUCUGCUCAUGGACACUGUUUCUGUAGCCAAGUAACGUCAAGUCCUCACUGAAAUCACAUGGUAGUUCUCUGAAACUGAAAAUCAAAAGAUUUAAACUCUGUUCCAGCUGUUAAUGUUCUAGUUUCAAGCAGUCAAAUCCUCUUCAUCUCUGCGUUUCAUCCUUGCCUUGUCAUCGCAAUUGGAGAUUGUGUGUGUGCAAGAGAGAGAAGGCUGGUGUUUAGCCCAACCCCUGUGGCCGGUCCUUGCUCCUCUCAUAAAUAUGCAUUCCGCCUUUUGUGUCAAGAGCUAAUUAUUGACAGAGGUUCUCGUGUGCUUAGGUUGAAUACAAACCUUUAUGGAUCAUGCACACAAACACACGCACACUUUUUAUUCCCACAUUAAUGCCCCAGCCCUUUAAACAGCCCUGUCUAACAACAUCCAAAGGCUGCAAUCCACUCUAACCUUUGAGGCUGAUUGGUUUCAGGUCCCAGCAGGAGGCUAAAACUAAGCUGGAAAUUAGUCUGAUGGGCAGGCCAGUCCCCCCCCUAAAUAUACACUCAAUAUGUUGUGGUGGUGUUAAAUAUAAUGUGUUUAUAUUGUGUCUGUGUUGUAGUACACUCUGAUUUUGUUUGUCAAUUAUGACCAUAAAGAUCUAAAAGGAACAGAGACAUAAAUAAUUUAGACUACAGUAUAAUUUAGACUAAGUUCAUACUUUUAUAUGAAUGCCAUAAAAAAAAUAUAAAUAAAACAGGAAAAUGUCA